Molecule: messenger RNA, 567 nt
Organism: Cladocopium goreaui
Lineage: Eukaryota; Dinophyceae; Suessiales; Symbiodiniaceae
Source: the annotation of a GenBank genome assembly
CGCAUAUCAUUUGGGUGGCUGAUGGCAAGUUGGCCGAAAUGGGAAAUUUACGAGGAAUGCCUUGCAAAAGAUCGCGUGAUGUCUGCCAAUGGGGACUUUCAAGACUUCAAAAAGAAGGUGUUGAAAGCCUCCACCGAAGAGAUUGAUGCUCAGGCGAAGCAUGCGCCGAUCAUGUGGAGCUUCUUGAUCGCCUUCGCCGAGAAGAAACCUUUCUACCGGUCCUUGAUCAUUCAGGUCUUCAACAAAUUGAUCUCGGUGCCCAGCUGGGCUUCUGCCUGGGAAGCAGAUAAGGCGCUGCAUCAGAAGGUGCAGACCUUGCACGAGGACCUGCAGUCGGCCAUCGGAGCGCAGCACGAGGUGCUACAGAAAUCCAUCGCCCCCGCCUUGAUGCAGUCUGUGACCAAGGUGAAACACGAGGAGAAACCUGAGGAGGUGCGCCUGGCCAUGGAGCGCGAACGUCUCAUUGACGCCAUCAAGGAGGAAGAGGAUGCUUCUACGGCUGCUGAGGUGGUUUCGAAAGGGGAUGGAAGUUUUCCAUCAGAGCACUUGAUGUUGCAGGGAAAUGAU